CACAGCUGUUGUACUCCAGUUUCUCUGAGGAGGAUGUAUGAGCUGGAUGGAGGGGAUGACCGGCCGCUCGGACUCCUAAAAGCACCUCAGACAAGCUCAAAACAUCUCAAAUAAACUUCUCUUGCACAUCCAGGGUCUCUCCAUUGUUUGGUCCGCGGAUGGAUUCCAGGCUCCAUAUCRGACCGGUGGUUCCGACACCGGACCCGACCGGCAGCGCGUCUUGGAAUAUCAGCUCCAUCAACCCGCACCGGCUCAUGGAGGUGUCUCCGGCGGCUCCAGCUAACCAGGAUGCCAUCGUCCCGGCCCACGCGUUUCCGACGGUAAACGUCCCGGCUCACGCCCACUACACCAUCGGCGUUGUCAUCCUGGCUGUGGGCAUCACAGGCAUGCUGGGAAACUUCCUGGUCAUUUACGCUUUCAGCAGAAGUCGGAGUCUUCGGACGCCGUCCAACAUCUUCAUCAUCAACCUGGCGGUCACAGACUUCCUGAUGUGUCUGACCCAGACGCCCAUCUUCUUCAUCACCAGCAUGCAUAAACACUGGAUCUUUGGGAAAAAAGGGUGCGAACUGUACGCUUUCUGUGGCGCGCUGUUUGGCAUCUGCAGCAUGAUGACACUGAUGGUGAUCGCAGUGGACCGAUACGUUGUCAUCACCCGACCGCUGGCCUCUCUGGGAGUCAUGUCUCACAGAAAAGCUCUCUGCUUCGUGGCCGUGGCCUGGAUCUACUCCAUGGGCUGGAGCCUUCCCCCGUUCUUCGGCUGGAGUGCCUACGUCCCUGAGGGUCUGAUGACUUCCUGCUCUUGGGACUACAUGACCUUUACCCCUUCGGUGCGCUCCUACACCAUGUUGCUCUUUACAUUUGUUUUCUUCAUCCCUCUCUUCAUCAUCAUCUUCUGCUACUGCGGCAUCUUCAGAGCCAUCCGCCACACAACACGAGCGAUAACAAAGAUCAACUGUGAGGGAAGAAGAGACUCUGCAAAGAGGUUCCAUAAAAUGAGGAGUGAAUGGAAAAUGGCUAAAAUCGCCCUAAUCGUCAUUUUGCUGUUUGUCAUCUCCUGGGCUCCGUACUCCUGUGCAGCCCUCACUGCAUUUGCCGGRUACGCCGACUUACUGACUCCUUACAUGAAUUCAGUUCCUGCUGUGAUCGCCAAAGCUUCAGCCAUUCACAACCCCAUCAUCUACGCCAUCACGCAUCCGAAAUACAGAUCGGCCAUAAGCAGAUACGUACCAUAUCUGGGCAUGUUGCUGUGCAUCAGCGGCAGGGACCGCUACAGCAGCAGCAGCUUGCAGUCCACACGCCGAUCAACGCUAACCAGCCAAUCGGAGUGCAAAGGCACCGGCAGGCACCACACCUCGUCCCAGUCCGAGAGCGAAUCAGCGCACUUCUCGGACACCGAGGAGGACUGCUCGUCUCAGACUCCUGCCGGUCGUCACUUGUCCGCUGACGUCAAACAGGUGCGCCAUGCCAGCCAGAGAUCAAAGGUGAGUGGUCACAGCGCAGGAGCGUUUGAGAGAACCGCUGCCCUCCACCCCACUGACCCGGCCAUUUGUCACCUUUCGCAGCUCACCACUCUGACGGAGCCUGAAGACAUCUGCAUGCUGGAGAUCAGCCGGCAGCCAAGCAGCCAUCUGCCUGCUACUCUGGAUAGCACGAUGAGGGAGCCSGGACCAAAGACGGUGUCCAAGAACCCGUCGCCCAUCAUCGUCACCUCCAUAUCCACCCCGUCCAUCCUGCACAGUCCACCUGGUUUCCACGGUAGCCUCAAAGUGGCCAGAACCGUCACUCCGGUCAGUAAGGAGCUGCUCGACAUCGCCAGACUGGAGACGACGGCGUUACCGUGAACGUCUUGCAGUAAAGUCUAGUACUGUGUCGCCGUGUCUCCCUUCUGAGGAGUAACCUGUACCAGCAUGCUGUCUGAUCGUUAUGGUUCCCUUUGCAUGCAAUGAAAAUAUGUGAGCCUGAAUUCCCAGAAAGUUUAGGUGAUGUGUGUUUGAGCUGCAGGCAUGGGCCGGUUUCCAGUCUUAAUAAAUCAACGCCACGGUUUUCAGAAGUCACUAAACUCGCCGUCUUGCUGUUGAAGCUCUUUAAAGAGACACCAAGGAUCGUCUCGGCGUUUCUUUGUUUGUUUUCUAGGACGUCCGAGCCGCUUUCYCGCCCAGCUGUUGCUGCAACCUUCAGUAUUAAAGUCACUUUUUUAAGAGGCGCUGCAAACAAGGUUUAUGGGCGUCGCCAUGUUGAAUUUCCCACUUCUUAACUAGAACGCCGUUAACUCAGAUAAAUGUCAAAUCCAGGUCCAAAUUCGACUUACAAGGUAACAGAAAUUAGCUGCUAGUCACUCGUCUUAUAGCGGUGAAACAAACAGAUUACCAUCACCUGCUUGGACAGUUUUUACCUUAAAGGUGUCUAAUUUCUUAUAAAAACGUCAGAAAAAAAUACAAAUUAAAGUUUAGUCAAGUUGAUUUUAAGCAAAGUGAUAGUAAACACUCAUUUACARGAAGUAGCUAUAAUCUUUUAAUGGAAAAUGUACAUUAAUAUUUAAUAAAUUAUAAUAAUUUUUAAAUUAAAAUGUU
Molecule: messenger RNA, 2570 nt
Organism: Poecilia reticulata (guppy)
Lineage: Eukaryota; Metazoa; Chordata; Actinopteri; Cyprinodontiformes; Poeciliidae
Product: melanopsin-A
Biological process (GO): G protein-coupled receptor signaling pathway; visual perception
Cellular component (GO): membrane
Molecular function (GO): G protein-coupled receptor activity
Source: RefSeq, a predicted model, not a curated record